Messenger RNA from Candoia aspera, 6816 nucleotides. RefSeq names its product F-box and leucine rich repeat protein 4 (gene FBXL4). Gene Ontology annotation, cellular component: SCF ubiquitin ligase complex. Lineage: Eukaryota; Metazoa; Chordata; Lepidosauria; Squamata; Candoiidae. Gene Ontology annotation, molecular function: protein binding. The transcript is spliced from 8 exons. Bases 305 to 2176 code for a protein of 623 amino acids. Gene Ontology annotation, biological process: SCF-dependent proteasomal ubiquitin-dependent protein catabolic process. The record is from RefSeq and is a predicted model, not a curated record.
CCCGCGCGAGGGAAGCCGUGCACAAGUCUUUUGCGGGCCGCUCGGUGCGUCGGCUUGAGGCCCGGGCUGAGGCUCGCCAACCAGGGUGAUUCUGUGGGUACAGCGAGGCGUUUCGUCCAAAUUGGCGGGGAGAUGGGGGCGAGAAAGGCAGGAGGAAAUGGUAUAGCUAGAAUGCGGGGGUGAUCGCCCGCCGCGCGCUGGUCGGUGGCUGCUGCUUGUGAGAACCUCUCCGUGACCUCUUCUGUUUUAAACAUCUCACAAAGAAGUCUUGAAGAUACUGACUUCCAGCAGUACUUUACUACCUAUGCGGAUGUCACCAGCAUUUCCUAUGUUAACAAUUUUGAGUAUGUUUUACUAUAUUUGCCUUCGGCGCCGAGCCAGGACAGCUACAAGGGGAGAACUGAUGAACAAUCGAAGAGCCAUUGAAUCAAAUAGAACCCUCCCUAUCAAUGUUGAAUUGGUCCAGUAUGCCAAAGAAGUGUUGGACUUUAGUUCCCAUUAUGGCAGUGAAAACAGCAUGUCAUAUACUAUGUGGAAUUUAGCUGGAACUCCUAAUGUGUAUCCUAGCUCAGGUGACUUUACACAAACUGCUGUGUUUAGGACCUAUGGAAAAUGGUGGGAUAUGUGCCCUAGUGCACGAAUACCAUUUACAAGGACACCACCCAGUUUCCAAAGUCAGGACUAUGUAGAACUUGCUUUUGAGGAACAAGUAUAUCCUACAGCCAUACACAUUUUGGAAACGUAUCAUCCUGGUGCUGUGGUUAGGAUUUUGGCAUGUUCUGCAAGUCCUUAUUCUCAAAAUCUGCCAAGUGAAGUAAGGUGGGAAAUCCUUUGGUCAGAGCUACCUUCCAAGGUGAAUUUGCCUCAGGCACGUCAGUUUACACCUAAUAUCAAACAGAUAAAUUUUCCUACAAAUUUAAUUCGUUUGGAAAUAAACAGUUCCCUUCUGGAUUAUUAUACUGAGUUGGAUGCUGUAGUGCUCCAUGGUUUAAGAGAGAGACCUGUACAUUCACUCAGUGCUCCAGUUAUUGAUAUGAGUGAUCUGGAUGACGAUGAAGAAGGGGAGAGAGAAAGUUACAGCAGCAUGGACAGUCUCAACGAGCAGUUCAGUGCUGCUGCUUUCAAAGAGUGGACAACUAAUGGAUACUUUGAUAAAUUGCCUUAUGAGCUCAUCCAGUUGAUUUUGAGUCACCUUACAGUCCCAGAUCUGUGUAGACUAUCACAGACAUGUAAGCUACUAUAUCAGCAUUGUUGUGAUCCACUACAAUAUAUUCAUCUCAGUUUGCAACCAUACUGGGCAAGGCUUAAUGACACAGCUUUAGAAUACCUACAGUCUCGUUGUAUCCUGGUCCAGUGGCUUAAUUUAUCUUGGACUGGGAACAGAGGAACCAUUUCAUUUUCUGCUUUUAGCAGGUUCCUGAAAGUGUGUGGUUCAGAACUAGUGCGCCUGGAAUUAUCCUGUGGCCAUUUCCUCAAUGAGGCUUGUUUGGAGGUUAUUGCUGACACAUGUUUAAAUCUGCAGGAAUUAAAUCUCUCCUCCUGUGAUAAACUACCACCUCAGGCUUUCAACCACAUUGCCAAAUUGUUCAACCUUACACGUUUAAUUCUUUAUCGAACAAAAAUAGAGCAAACAGCACUGCUCAGCAUUCUGAACUUCUGUUCAGAACUUCAGCACCUCAGCCUGGGGAGCUGUGUGAUGAUUGAGGACUAUGACACAAUAGCUAGUAUGAUGGGAGCGAAAUGCAAAAAACUUCGAACACUGGAUUUAUGGCGAUGUAAAAACAUUUCUGAAAAUGGAAUAGCAGAACUGGCUGCUGGCUGUCCACGGUUGGAGGAGCUUGACCUUGGCUGGUGCCCGACUCUUCAGAGCAGCACAGGCUGCUUUGCAAAACUUGCCCGUAAACUCCCCAAUUUGCAAAAGCUCUUUCUGACAGCCAACCGGUCUGUGUGUGACUCUGACAUAGAGGAACUUGCUGCAAAUUGUACUAAUCUUCGGCAGCUUGAUAUUUUGGGCACAAGAAUGGUAAGCCCUGCUUCUUUAAGAAAAUUGCUGGAGUCUUGUAAAGAAUUGUCCUUACUUGAUGUGUCCUUCUGUUCACAAAUUGAUAACCGAGUUGUCCUAGAACUGAAUGCCAACUUUCCUAAUGUGCUCAUCAAGAAGAGCUUCACUCAGUGACUCAAUUCAUAUGCUGCUAUAUAGAACUGAUUUGAUAAUUCUGCUUCCUGUGAAUUUGUAAUUAUUUUUUCAAAGAGAAAAUAUAUUUUUUCUGAGGCAUGGGGAAAAGGUUAAUUCAUAAUAUGAAGGUAAAGUGUGAAAUCAAAGAUUUAAAUAAUGGUCAACCAUUAUUCCUGAUACUAGACUUGGCAAAUGAUUAAAGUGUAAAGCAUCUUGUAAAUGGAAGAGCAUAUACGUGUAAAUGUUUAUUAAGCAUUUAAUCUUACUAGGAUAUUAGUAUUAAAAUAAUACAGUUGAGAAGUGGAAGAUAAAAUCAUUUUAAGUUUUGACAUUCAUUUUUAAGAUGCAAAUGUGCUUUGGAAGAAUUUAGAACAUGAAUGUCUUGAAGUAUGAAAUCUAUUUUAUUCAAAUAGUUUCAUAAAUCCAUUCAGACUGGUAUUUGUAGUGAGAGCCUUGGCAUUUCUAGUAUAUGCAGUAUAAUUAGUUGAUUAUCUUGGAAUUUAUUUACCAUAUAAUAUUUUAUUUAUAUAUUUAUUUUUAAGUGGCUGUUUCACUAGACUGAAGAGAACAGCCCAAAAGUUCCCUGACAGUCUCUCAAGGAGCUGAGAAUUUCUCCCCAAAUUUCAUUUGGGGGGCUUCUUUUGGUAGCAAGGAAAUUCUUACUACAGUGAUAUCCUAUCUUGUCUUUUCUGUUAUGAUAUAAUCAGUCAUGAAGCAGGAGGAAGAAGAGUAGUGUGCCUUUUGGAGUGUUUCUCUUUACUCACUAUUUGAAUUCCAGUACAAGGUACAACAUUAAGGGGUGUCAUUAUUGUGGAAUAUUAGCAAGUGUGUUUAGAAUUGAGAGUUUAGAACUGCAUUAAUAUGAUAAGGAUUGCCAACUUUAAUCCAAUAAUCAUUUGUGCAGAAAAAAAUGGAUUCCCAAAUUGAUUAGUAGUCUGAAAACAUAUUUAAAGCAGUGUCUUUACUUAUACAGCAAUUUGGUUGGAACUCUUUGUUACACAUAAAAUGAAAUAUCCAAAUUAUCGGUAUUAUAACUUAUAUCUUUUUUUCUUUCUGUCUCUUUAAUCGUAUUAAUCGUAUUCAUAUAAUAAUUGUUUGAGCUUUGUCUAAAAUAACUCAGAUAUUUGAGUUGUGUUCAAUUGUGUCCAUUUUCUUCCAGAGUUAUAUUUCUAGUGGGAUGGACUUCUCUUUCCAUGAUCUCCAAACCUCUCCAGAGGGUUGGGAGAUUCUCAUGGACUGUUUGUGGAUUUAGGAGGGAGGAAAGAAGGGAAGCCAACUUGGCCAAGUAAAUGUUCAUUUGUGUAACACUGAAUGUAGUCUUUUAAUUUUUUAUCCGUAGUGCUAGCACUGAACCUUACAAUUCACUAGUGGACAGACCACCAGUUUUGAUCAGUGAUCAGGAGCACAUAACAGAUCCUCUUACAAUGCAUACUUUGAUUUUAAAGCAUGCUGGAAACUAAUUUCUGUUCUUUCCAAUUCAGAUUAUUAAGUCAGCUCUUGUAGAAACAAACAUUUCACUAAUCUUUGGGAAAUCCACUGCAGUUCAAAAAUAUUACUCUUGUAGCUUUCAUUUUCCCCAGCUCAAUGAAGUCACCCAGAAACAUCUGAAAAAUAGAAUGUAGUUUUUUGGCAGUAGUGGUUGCUUCUGAUCAAACCUAGAAUUUAAGCAUGAGGCUAUUGCCAACCUUCCUCACUGCUGCCACCUCUUCUCUCUCCCAUCUCAAGUUAAGUUUUGGCCAGUGAUGACAGAAAAACGUUUCUGAGAAAGCUUCUUUUUUUUCCUGAGAAAACUAAUCAUGAAGCAAGCCAAGGAAAAUCACGAUUACAUUGUCAGUCCUAUUUCUGAAAUACUUGUUUUCAUAUGAACUACCAUGAUACUAUUGAUUUAGAUUCUAUGUCAGAAUCUCUAGAUGGUUUUAUUCCUUUCAUUUCUCUGGGACUUAAACAUGUAUAAUUAUUUUUGCAUUGUAUUUGCACUCUAUUGAUGCUACUUCAGAGCCAACAGUAAAGCAGGCAGUAAGUAUUUCUUCACGAAUGUAUUUUCAUUCUUAAGAAAGAUGCUUGUGUGCUGAAUACAGUAUUCAACAAAAAUCUUAAGAUCAGUAAGGAGGGUUUCCUGAAUAAAAAGGGAUCCAAAGUAUUAAUGUGCAGUUCUCUGAAAAAGUACUUGCCUCUUUUCAGGUUUUCUGAAUUUUUACGUAUCUUUGCAAUGAAUUUUAUCAAAGCUUCAUGUGGAGCCUGCUAACAGAAAAGGAAUCUGAAUGAAUAAAUAACAAUAAGGUUUAGUACUUGUGUCAUUUAUUAAUUAAGCAAAGUGAUCCAGUCUUUGCCUCUUUAGAUUCAGUCGCUACAUGCAACAUCUUUAGCUGUAAUAAACUGAACACUUGAUUCAUCUCUCACAUUACUUUGUAAGAAUUUUGAUCCAUUCUUUCAUGGUGAAUUACUUCAGGAUUUGAGGGCCCUCUAGCAUGAAUUGCUAAGUUCAAGUCAUGUCACAAUAUUUAUAUGGGGUUUAGGCCUGGAUUUUGACUUGCCCGUUCUAAAACAUUGAAUUUGUUCUUCAUUCAGUUUUAGACUUUUUCUUGUAGACUUUGGUGUUUGAUUGAAGUAAUUAUAAUGCUGUAUAAUUCAUUUUUGCUUCAGCUGAUGGACGGAAGACCUGAUAUUCUAUUGUAGAAUUCUCUGAUAGAAAACAGAAUUUAUACUUUCUUCAGUGAGAGCAAGAUAUUUAGAUCCCCAACCAUGACACUUACAUCUCCUUGCUUAACAGUUGGUAUGCCAUUCUUAUACAUAAUAACACCCAUAUAGCUCCAAAAGUUCCAUUUUAAACUAAUAUUUCCUUCGAAUGUUCUUCUAGAAGUCUGGAGAUUUAUUUAGGUGCUUUUUAGCAAAUGUGAAAUUGCCUUUUUAGCAAACUUGAGACUGUGUUCUUCUUAGUUAGCCAUGGCUCCUCUCCUGCUAUUCUCAUUUGAAUCUCAUUUUUGCCCACUAUUUUUCUGAUCCUGAAUGAUGAACCCUGGCUUCGGCCAAAGUAAGAGAGGUCUGCAGAUCCCUGGAUAUUUUUCCAUGGCUCUUUGUAACUUUUUUGGAUUGUUUUAUUCUAUCCUAUUGGAGUGAUUUUGACAGAUGGCCAUUCUUGAGAAGAUGUAACUGUUUCAAACUGGGUCUGGAUUGGUGGAGCCUGAGAGCAUUAGAAAUGGUUUUAUAACCUUUUGCGGCUGAUAGGAAUCAAUGAUUUUUUACAGUGGUCUUCAAAAAAUUUUUUAGUAUGGCAUAAUGUGCAUCUGGGAUCUUUGUGGUGAGAACUCCACUAUAAAGAGGGUGGCCAGGGUUCAUGGCAAAUUCUGAUUGUUUAAUAUACUUACAACUGGCCUUAGUUAUCCCUUUAAUUAAAUCAAGUGAAGCAAUUAAGUCAAUUGCUUUUUCCCAUCGUAAGUUGGAUGAUUUGUUUUAAUGAAAUAAAGAAUUACCUAACUUUCCUAAUUUUUGUUCACUCAAAUUCCCUUCAUGUAUCAGAAGGACACAUGUGAAGCUCUGAGAACGUUCAGGGGCAAAGAUGCAAAAAUUCAGAAAAUCCAAAAGGGGGCAUUUUUUUUUAACAGAACUGUAAAGUAUCAGUUGGAUUUUUUUUCUUGAAACACUUAAUGAAACAUUCAGAAAACAGAAAAUCUGUUUUACUUUAAUGUACAUUUUCAAAAUUUUUCAUUCUGCAGAAAAUUCAAGAUCUGAAAGGAGAAUAUGUGUUAAUCUAUACAUCCUGACAGUGAUGCUGCCCUAGAGAGUCAGUCCAGUUUCUUUCAUUCAGUUAUUUCUGUGAAUUGGAGAUAAUAUAGGAUGGUUAGUGAAAAGGGAUUUUUCCCCUGGAGGUCAGGUAUUAGGGUACAUGACUGUAUUUAUUUGGGUUUAGACAAUUAUUACUGACAACUAAAAGGUAUACAGUGAUUGCUGGAACUUUUUUCUCCAUUGUGGCAGUGACAACUGGCAAUAUUCAUGCACUAUCCUGUUCAAUUUAAGAUUCUUCCAUAUUUUUGUUUAUUAGCCUAUGUGAUCACAUAGAUAAAAUAAAGUGUGUUUGUGUCAUUCAGUUGUUAAAAGGUUUAAAUCUGGACUUUCUAUUUUGCUGACAGCCCCUAAACGUGCUUUUUUUGUUUUGCAUUUUAAAAUAUAUUUUGAAAUAUGAAUUCAGUACAAUUAAGGAUUAUAUUUAUACAUAACAUAUUUAUACUGUAACAUGAGAUGACUGCUCAUUUGGAUUGUGCAUAUUUACAAAUAUUAAUAUUUUAAAACUUCUAUGUUGCUCAUGGUGAGCAUGUUUGAUUUUUAAACAAACAUAUGGAUAUAUGUAACUGUAAAAUAAUACUAAGACAAUAGUGAUUAAAAGUUGUGCCUUCCAUUUUUAUAACCAACAGAAUGUAGAAGGAUUCUUAAGUGGAGAGUAACUGUCACUGAAAUCAGUGAAAAAAAAUGUUUUAUUUAGGAUACAACUAUCUCUGUUUAUAUCCCAAAGUUACUGUGCUUCAUAAAAACUAGACUAGAGCCAUAAUGUUUGUCCAAAAAUGAAUUAAACUCUGUCAAGAUUGUAUGUUUGCUGUUCAUUAUCCUGAAUACUGAUAAAAUACUCUGUGCUGUUACCACUCAAA